This is a messenger RNA of Labrus mixtus (cuckoo wrasse), 1281 nucleotides long. Its product is annotated as homeobox protein MSX-2-like. Gene Ontology annotation, molecular function: DNA-binding transcription factor activity, RNA polymerase II-specific; RNA polymerase II transcription regulatory region sequence-specific DNA binding. Gene Ontology annotation, cellular component: nucleus. Gene Ontology annotation, biological process: regulation of transcription by RNA polymerase II; embryonic morphogenesis. The transcript has 2 exons. The record is from RefSeq and is a predicted model, not a curated record. NCBI's taxonomy places the organism in Eukaryota, Metazoa, Chordata, Actinopteri, Labriformes, Labridae. Bases 174 to 776 code for a protein of 200 amino acids.
CAAAGAAGUCCCGAGUACCUCCCUAAAAGUUUUUCAAACAUCACAUUUGGCCGACUGUUAAGUGCACACUCUGACAUUCUUCCCCGGAUUUAUCAACAUCUGGACGCUUCAUGUUUUCCCCUUUGUGUGAUUUUGGGAUCGGAAUUGGAAAAAGCCUUACUUAAAACGAAAGCAUGUCUUCUUGUGGCGACUGGAGGGAUGAGGCGCUGGUGACGGACAGAAAGGAGGGAAGAGGUCACCUCAUGAGCUACCAUCACAUUUGUAGGGAGGAGGAGGAGGUCUUCCACAAACUAAAACCUAUCAAAUCGGAGCCAUCAGGACGAGGGAGCUCUGCGUCUUUGACAUCCAACCACAUGAAGAAGAAGAUGACGCAACGGCAGCUCAGUCCAGCAGUCUGCUCGUUGAGAAAGCACCAAACCAGCCGUAAGCCUCGCACACCGUUCACCACCAUGCAGCUGCUGGCCUUGGAAAGAAAGUUUUAUCAGAAGCAGUACCUGUCCAUCACAGAACGAGCUGAAUUCUCCUCCUCCCUGAUGCUGUCUGAGACCCAGGUCAAAAUCUGGUUCCAAAACCGACGAGCCAAAGCCAAGAGGCUCCAGGAGUUAGACAAACUCAAAAUAAUCGGCCUCAAAGCUCUCUUCAACCCCGGCUUCUCCUUCUUCGGUUUCCCACUAAGUGUAAACCUGCAGGCUGGACCAGCUGCACCCUUCCCCCUUCUUCCUGCUUCACAUCUGGCCAUGUACGCCUCCCAGGUCGGCCUGUUCCAUCUCACCUGAGAGGAAGCAGUGUUGUUCAUCGUGCUGUUGAUUUGAACGUGUCAUCAAAAGAAGAGGGAGGGUGGCUAACAGUGAUGUGAGACUGUAGGAGAUACAAAUGAAACAAACAAAAACAUGUUACCUGAUGAAGACAAUUUGGUUGAAACACUGGGAUUAUAAAGAUAAACUUUUUUGUAACAACAGCUCAAGAAACAGGAAUAUAAUUAUCAAAAAUAACAAGAAGUUAAAAAUCAAACAUAUAAAGGCCUACAUCAGUUAAAUAAAGGGAGAAAAAAUACAAUAAUAGAAUAAUACAAGGUAUGUACACUUCCACUUGUGGAAAGAGUUAUUGUUAUUAAAAUCACACAGUGUGUAGCAUUAUUGAUAUGAGUCAUGAGGUGGUGAUGCUGUUAAAGAGUCUGAUUAUGAAUCCUUUACUGCCUAUAAAACAUUUUGUGGUGUGAGUUAUUGUGCGGCCAUGUCUAGUUUUUCCAGUCCAUGUUGCUUUUGAAACUGUUGUUUUUGA